Messenger RNA from Gamsiella multidivaricata, 1723 nucleotides. Its product is annotated as pyruvate kinase. The transcript has 5 exons. NCBI's taxonomy places the organism in Eukaryota, Fungi, Mortierellomycota, Mortierellomycetes, Mortierellales, Mortierellaceae. Gene Ontology annotation, molecular function: pyruvate kinase activity; magnesium ion binding; potassium ion binding. Gene Ontology annotation, biological process: glycolytic process. The coding region runs from base 76 to 1596 and encodes 506 amino acids. Gene Ontology annotation, cellular component: cytoplasm. The record is from RefSeq and is a predicted model, not a curated record.
AUUCACCUCAUUCAACCUUCACCUUUCAAGGCCUUUAUACUUUAACCCCUUCCUCUCGACUUCAAAACAACAGCCAUGUCCGACGAUAGCAUCAAGACCAACCUCGAGUGGACCUCAUCCCUCGAUAUCGAUUUCCAGCCCAGCAACACCCGCAAGACCUCCAUCAUUUGCACCAUUGGCCCCAAGACCAACUCUGUGGAGAUGAUCACCAAGUUGCGCGACGCUGGAAUGAACAUUGUCCGCAUGAACUUUUCUCACGGAUCAUACGAGUAUCACCAGUCUGUCAUCGAUAACACCCGCCAGAGCUGUCUCGAGCACCCUGGACGCCCCGUCGGUAUCGCUCUUGACACCAAGGGCCCAGAGAUCCGCACAGGGUUGAUGAAGGACGAUGUUGAGAUCCCUAUCACGGCCGGUCACCAGAUGAUUUUCUCGACCGACAGCAAAUAUGCAGAGAGCUGUACAGGCGAGGUCAUGUACCUUGACUACAAGAACUUGACCAAGGUCAUGGUCCCGGGCAAGGUUAUCUAUAUUGACGACGGUGUCUUGUCCUUCAAGGUCCUGGAGGUCGAGGACGAUCACCUCAAGGUCGAGGCUAUCAACAAUGGCAAGCUGUGCUCUCGCAAAGGUGUGAAUCUGCCCAAGACCGAGGUCGAUCUGCCGGCUCUUUCGGAGAAGGACAAGCAAGAUUUGUUGUUUGGUGUCAAGAACAAUGUCGAUAUCGUCUUUGCAUCCUUUAUCCGUCGCGCGGAUGAUGUUCGCGAGAUCCGUAAGGUCCUGGGUGAGGAGGGAAAGCAUAUUCGCAUUAUUGUCAAGAUCGAGAACCACCAGGGAGUCAAGAACUUUGACGAGAUCUUGGAGGUCACGGACGGUGUCAUGGUCGCCCGUGGUGAUCUGGGUAUUGAAAUUCCAUGCGCACAGGUCUUUAUUGCCCAGAAAAUGAUGAUCUCCAAGUGCAAUCUCGCUGGCAAGCCCGUUAUCUGUGCCACCCAGAUGCUGGAGUCCAUGACUUACAACCCCCGUCCAACGCGUGCUGAGGUUUCGGAUGUGGCGAACGCUGUCUUGGACGGAGCUGACUGUGUGAUGUUGUCCGGAGAGACCGCCAAGGGCUCCUACCCUCUGGAGGCCGUUCGCACCAUGGACGAGACCUGCAUCCUGGCCGAGUCAGCGAUCUGCUACCCACCUCUGUUCAACGAGCUCCGCAUGCUCCAGAAGCGUCCCACGGAGACGACCGAGACCGUUGCCUCCUCCGCGGUCUCUGCCGCACACGAGCAGAACGCUGGGGCCAUCGUUGUUCUCUCGACCUCGGGAGACACUGCCCGUCUGGUCUCAAAGUACCGUCCCAAGGCCAACAUCAUCAUUGUGACCCGUAAGGAGUCGACGGCACGCGCGAUCCAUUUGUCGCGUGGAUGCUAUCCGUUUAUUUAUAAGGAACCCAAGGUUGCAGACUGGCAGGAGGAUGUCGACAAGAGACUGCGGUGGGGUAUGGAUCAGGCGAUCGAGGUCGGAUUGUUGAAGCGUGGAGAGCCCGUUAUUGUGAUCCAGGGAUUCCGCUCGGGAUAUGGAAACACGAACACGAUGCGCAUCAUUGUCGCUUAAAGAUGCGAGUGCAUCGCACAUCCUAUGUACAGUUUCGUUCUCUUAUUUUCAUUGCCCAUCCAUCUUAUAUAAGUAGCAUGUUCUACAAAUUCGUUUGUAAUAAAACUUCAGGAAGAAAAGAACUUGC